GGUUGUUUAAACCAUUCGUCCCUGCGAGCGCGUGCGUGUAUGUGUGUGAGAGCGCAGGAGUGCUUUACAUCCAGCAUCCACUUCUCUGCUUUAACGGAGGACCUUUGUUGUUAUUGCUGUAUUUUCCCCGCAGUCUGCUUUCGUUUUGCUGGAGUGAGAAGGACCGAAAUGCCCGGUGUGUAAGCAGCCACCAUGGCUCACAGGAAGAGACCUGGGACGAGCAGCAGCAUGGCCGAACCCCGUGCUCGGUCUGGCCCUCCAUCCUUUGCUGCCCAAGAAAGUGAUGAGGGGACCCAGGGGGAACCUCCAGAGGGGCCCCAGAAUCCCUACUGCAAUUCCCAGGGGCCCGAUAUGACUGACAGCAGGCCAAUGACACCGGACAAUGUCCGCGAUGACCUCCGCCGCCAUCCCGACAGCAUGGAUGGGGAUUCGAGCUCUGAGUAUGUCAACAAUACAUCUGAUGAAGAGGAGGACUAUGACGAGGGGCUGCCUGAAGAGGAUGAGGGCGUGACCUACUACAUCCGGUACUGCCCCGAGGACGAUAGCUACCUUGAAGGGGUGGACUGUGGUGAAGGGGACUAUGGCAGCGUUCGCUCUGAGCAGCCCCCUGAUGCUGAUGAGUGCCAAGAGGCAGUGGAGGAGUGGGUGGAGUCUGAUGGGCACCGUGCUGUCCUGGAGCAGGAGGAGGACACACCGGGGUACGAUGGCGGCCUGGACCCGGUCUCGGAUCAUCUCCCCACCCUCCGGCAAGAGCCCCCGCCCCGGGAUGGGGAGGAGGAGGAUGAGGAGGUAGAGGGCAGCGAGGGGUACUGCCCUAAUGAGGAGGAGGAAGAAGAAGAGGAGCGUGACGGGCACAGCUAUACUGGGGACUACUACGCGCCAGCAGACAAUGGGAAUGGUGUGCAGGCGCACUCUUACCGUCCAGGAGAGGGUGGAGAUGAGGCUGAAGAAGACAUCGACCAAAUUGUGGCUGAGAUCAAGAUGAGUAUGAGCAUGGGUAGCCUCAGCAGCAGCACAGAUCAGAGCCCUGAGGAACCUGCCCCUGAGCCCACCGCCGGACCCAGCCCGGCCCCCGCCUCCUACUCACAGCAUCGUCACCACAUCCGUCCCAAGUCGCUCAACCUGCCCCCUACCAGACACAACCCCGAGAUACAGAGGGGCUUCAGGGGCCGAGCCUGCACCCCAGAGGAGCGACACCAAUGGGAGCAGGAGCAGGUUCCCAGCAGCACAGAGCAGCCCAGGAAACAACAGCGAUCAGACCUUAACGGGCCGCUGGAGAACAAUAAUGUUCUCGAGACGAAGAAGACGGCCUCCUUCCCCAGCUUUGUGGAUGUGCCAGGUCCGUGUGAACCUGAGGACCUCAUCGAUGGAAUCAUCUUUGCUGCCAACUAUCUGGGUUCCACCCAGCUGCUGUCAGAGCGCAACCCGUCAAAGAACAUCCGCAUGAUGCAGGCCCAGGAGGCCGUGAGCCGGGUCAAGAGGGUUCAGAAGGCAGCCAAAAUCAAGAAAAAGAGCCCAGAUGGUGACGCCCAGGCCCUGACAGAGGUGGACCUCUUCAUCUCGACACAGAGGAUCAAGGUGCUUAAUGCCGACACCCAGGAGACAAUGAUGGACAAUGCACUGCGCACCAUCUCUUAUAUUGCUGACAUUGGGAAUAUCGUGGUGCUCAUGGCUCGCCGGCGAAUGCCCCGCACAGCCUCGCAGGACUGCAUCGAGACAACACCUGGCGCCAGUGAGGGCAAGAAGCAGUACAAGAUGAUCUGCCAUGUAUUUGAGUCCGAGGACGCUCAGCUCAUUGCGCAGUCCAUAGGGCAGGCGUUCAGCGUGGCGUACCAGGAGUUCCUGAGGGCAAAUGGAAUCAACCCCGAGGAUCUCAGCCAGAAAGAGUACAGUGACAUCAUCAACACACAGGAGAUGUACAACGAUGAUCUCAUCCACUUCUCCAAUUCGGAAAACUGCAAAGAGCUGCAGCUGGAGAAGCACAAGGGGGAGAUCCUGGGGGUGGUUAUUGUAGAAUCGGGCUGGGGAUCCAUCCUGCCCACCGUCAUCUUGGCCAACAUGAUGAACGGCGGCCCUGCUGCACGCUCCGGCAAGCUCAGCAUCGGGGACCAAAUCAUGUCCGUCAACAACACGAGCCUGGUGGGCCUUCCCCUGGCCACCUGCCAGGGAAUCAUCAAGGGCUUGAAGAACCAGACUCAGGUGAAGCUGAACAUUGUGAGCUGCCCUCCUGUCACCACGGUUCUCAUCAAGCGACCUGACCUCAAGUAUCAGCUCGGCUUCAGCGUGCAAAAUGGCAUUAUCUGCAGUCUGAUGCGCGGAGGCAUCGCAGAGCGGGGCGGGGUACGAGUCGGUCACCGGAUCAUCGAGAUCAAUGGGCAGAGCGUAGUGGCCACCGCCCAUGAGAAGAUCGUGCAGGCCCUGUCCAACUCCGUGGGCGAGAUCCACAUGAAGACCAUGCCAGCUGCCAUGUUCAGACUCUUAACCGGCCAGGAAACCCCCAUAUACAUCUGAGCCUGGACUGCCUUUCUUUGAUUGGGAGAGCCAUAAGCCCACCCAGGGGCUCUCAGGCAUGGGACCCUUGAGGUCAAAACAAGCAGACUGACUCGUCACCCGAGAAUCUUUGCUGUCGCCAUGUCCAGCCAGCUGUCUUUUUGUUUUGGUUUGUCAUCUUCUGAAAGGAUGUCUUUAUGUCCCCUGUCAUUGACAUUAACACAUAACGGACUCUGAAAAUAAUACAGACUUUAACCUGAAAAUAGCACUAACCGCUGAGGGUCCUCUGGGCAGUUCAUACAGUCAUUGUG
This is a messenger RNA of Scleropages formosus (Asian bonytongue), 2801 nucleotides long. Its product is annotated as amyloid-beta A4 precursor protein-binding family A member 2-like. Lineage: Eukaryota; Metazoa; Chordata; Actinopteri; Osteoglossiformes; Osteoglossidae. Gene Ontology annotation, molecular function: protein binding; amyloid-beta binding. The record is from RefSeq and is a predicted model, not a curated record. Gene Ontology annotation, cellular component: plasma membrane; dendritic spine; cytoplasm. The transcript is spliced from 13 exons. Gene Ontology annotation, biological process: chemical synaptic transmission. The coding region runs from base 193 to 2511 and encodes 772 amino acids.